Lachnellula hyalina is the source of this 1011-nucleotide messenger RNA. Its product is annotated as Short chain dehydrogenase. The record is from RefSeq and is a predicted model, not a curated record. NCBI's taxonomy places the organism in Eukaryota, Fungi, Ascomycota, Leotiomycetes, Helotiales, Lachnaceae. The transcript is spliced from 4 exons. Bases 1 to 1011 code for a protein of 336 amino acids.
AUGGCAAUGUUCAACCUACCAGCAGGCUUCCUAUCCUCCUUUCUAAAAUCCCAACUCUUCACCACGCUCCCAGUCCCCAGCACCCCCUUCACGGGGCAAACCAUUCUCAUAACAGGCGCGAAUGUUGGACUCGGUCUAGAAGCCGCACGCCACUUCGCGCGUCUAGACGCCAAGAAGAUAAUAAUCGGGUGCCGGUCCCUCUCCAAAGGCCUGGCAGCUAAAGCCUCGAUCCUAGCUUCUACAAAGCGCACGGAAGAAGAUUUGGUGAUUGAGGUAUGGGAAGUCGAUCUCACUUCUUUUGAAAGCGUGACGGCGUUCUGUAAGAGAGCGGGGGAGUUGGAGAGAUUGGAUGUUGUGGUGGAGAAUGCGGGGAUUGCGGUGCCAACGUUUGAGCUGGUGGAGGGGUACGAGAGUACCGUUGCUGUUAAUGUGAUUUCAACAUUCCUAAUGGCAUUAUUGCUUGUGCCGAAGCUGAGGGAAUCGGGGACGAAGUACGAUGUUGUGCCUAGAUUGACGAUUGUAGCUAGUGAUGCUCACGAACAGGCAACAUUCAAAGAGCAAAACGCAAAACACAUCUUUGAAGCCCUAAGCACAGGCGGCCAGAAAGAACAGCCCGAUAAAUACAACACCUCUAAACUUCUCGAGAUUCUCACGAUCCGCUGCCUAGCACCCGCUCUCUCUACCUCCACCAAGCGUAAAAUCAUUCUCAAUACUCUCACCCCAGGCUUCUGCCACAGUGCCCUCAUGCGUCACGCGCGCUUCCCGCUUAAUAUAGCAGCGUAUAUCGGGAAAUUGAUCCUUGCGCGGAGUACGGAGGUUGGGUCGAGGACAUUGGUAGCGGCUGCGAGUGCGGGGGAAGAAAGUCAUGGGUGUUACAUGGCCGACUGUAAGGUCCGCCAACCGAGCGCUUGGGUUAGGAGCGAGAAAGGAGCAGAGACGCAGAAGAGGGUGUAUGGUGAGCUGAUGGAGAUUUUAGAGGGGAUCCAGCCUGGGAUUACCGGGAAUAUAUAA